CGGCGGAGAAUCCAUACACUUGCGCGUUCUUGCGAGGAGAGUACAAUUCGGAAACGCAGCCAUCCACGACAUCUAAAUCCGCCCCCGACUCUGUCUCUAGUGAGAAGCGAAAGCUCCUUUUGGUCUGUACUAGUAUGUGCAGCUUCAUGGGCAAUGAAACGAACUUCCACAGUUUUCCCGCCUACCUGCGCAUCUUGAUAUCCGUCACUUUGGAGGACUUAGGCUCGAGCACUCACACAGGUAUAUCUAAUGUUCCAGACUAGGCACAACAUUUCGGUCGCGACGGGGGGGUUUUCGAAAUGACCCUCCAAACUAAUUGAAAUAGUGGCUGGCUGCCUUGCCGAUCCCGAUGGCCUGAAACUCGCUACAGUGCCAUCCGGAAACUCGAAACUGGCAUGCAAACCGAAGACAGUAAGACAACCCGCGCGUAUUUCAUGCACCGGUACACUACGCAUCCUCCACCAGGGCUCCAAGGAUCCGCCGAAAUACGCAGCCGCAGCCGCCCACCUAGAGCGCUCGUUUGACCUUGCGGGCGCGGGAGUGGGAGGAUUGGGUGGUAGUGAAUUGCAAGAAACGAUGCAGGAAAUGCGCCUGGGCUCGACCCGUCUGCCCCUAGAGCGUACUCCAGGAACCUUAGCACAAGGAAUAUCUCCUCGGAUACCGGUAGGGAAAUGACACAAGUGGACCCCGACCCGAUAUCCGGUAGCGGGGAGUCCACGGAAGCACGGGAAAAACCAAGGGGACCCACCCCUGUGCGCAAUAAAAACUACAGUAGUGGGGCCUGAGCCCAUGAUGCCCGGCCCUCCUCCUUCUAUACCUACUUAUUCCUCUUCCGCGCCGCCGCCUCCGGUAAUCCCUCCGUCACCACCGGAGCCCGCGGAAUUUGACUGCCACAAAUCCCGGACGUGGCCGUUCAUAAAGCGGCUGAGAAAGCCCUAUCAAGGUAAUGGAACUGGGGGAGAAGAGUGUGAAAGAUUACGAAAAAGUAGCCCAAGACUGGGGGAAAGCAUUUGGAGAGAACGAGCGGAAGAAACGCGAGAAGGGAAGGAAGGAAGAGAAAAAGCCGGUCAUUCAGCAGAGAGACUACGGCUAGAGAAGGAAAGAAUGGAACGGCAAGAGCGACUAUUGAAAGGUAUUCUGGAACUACCUGUUUGCAAUGCAGCUAGGCAGAGCACUACCUCCCUGAAGGGUUCUAUACCAUCCCUCUCCCCCUCUCCCCCUCUCGCCAGCUCACCCUCCAACACCGAAGCCUAA
This is a messenger RNA of Tuber melanosporum (Perigord truffle), 1254 nucleotides long. RefSeq lists its product as uncharacterized. The coding region runs from base 790 to 1254 and encodes 154 amino acids. The transcript has a single exon. NCBI's taxonomy places the organism in Eukaryota, Fungi, Ascomycota, Pezizomycetes, Pezizales, Tuberaceae. The record is from RefSeq and is a predicted model, not a curated record.